AUGGCGGUCGUUGUUGAUCCUUGUGAAAUACUCAACGUUUGUGCGAAUGAAACUAACAACAAAACCUACGAGAAUUUGUUAAAGUAUAAAGAAUACUUCCAAGUGCAACCUGACAAGAAAAUUAAAUGGCUAGGAAAUUUUGACGAACUGAAAUGUUUGAUAUUUGAUUUGUUUGGUGCCGAUGGGAAAUGGAGUUCGCCGAGAGGCUCAGCAAAGGCAUUUCAAAACGAUAAAAUAACUAUUACAUAUUACACCAACAAGAAAUCUUUGUUAUUUCAAGGCCAAGAAGGUAACCGUUUGAAAGAGGUUAUAUUAAAUCAAUCAAGUAAGAGUUCUGACUUGCUUACGGACAGUAUAGUUAGUCAUGAAUCUAUCCUUUGUGCUUCAAACAAUGAUAACCUGUUAUAUGCAAGUCAAACCGUGGCCAAAACAGCUAAAAUAUCUAUGAUUAGCAACAAUACUAGAUCUAAAAGCGAGGUAACCCUUGAAGAUCUACAAGACUUUAUCGACUUUUCAUAUCAAAAUAUAUUGCCGCUAAGUGAUAAUGCCAAUUUAUCUUCUACCCGAACCUUUGAUUGUUCUACCCCGUCUCGCCCGAGUGUUGAUGACAACUCGCCUGCUAUAGAGAAACUUUUUGGCACUUUCAAAAGGGAGUUUGAAUCUAAGGUCGAAGCCCUGAUUUUCGAACUUUCGGAGCAGAGGGAAACCAUUGACAGAUGUAAACAGGAUAUAUGUAAAUUGACCAGUGAAAAUUUAAAUCUAAAGUCACGCCUGGCGGAACUCGAACAAAAAGCGUUUCCUAAGAAUAAAUCUAAUAACGUUAUUAAAAACGCUGAAACCAACGAUGUUAUUAGUAGCACUCUAUCAUAUUACCUGCCCUCAACUGUCUCAAACGAAGCCCCUAGCACAACUAAUGGUCCUACUAUCAGCUCCCUAGUAAAUAACCACCAAGUAUGUGUCCCCAUGGAGGGCUCUAGUGAAACUGCCGUAUUUUGCAGUCCCUCUUUAAACAAUCAACCGGCGGUUGUCUGCGACAAGGGAAACAAUUCAAAACGUAAGCCCUUACCAGCUAAAGAAUGCAUGCCUCCCAAAGCUAAUGAAAACAUUGAGCCAUCGAACCACCGAUUGACCAGGUCCAGCAAAGUUAUUCCCCCUACCCAUAAAGAAUCCCAACCUAUUCCAACUAGGAUUACGUACCGCGUCCCACCAAACGCUAAAAUGAAAACCAUCCGAGGAAAUAGUAAAUACCGGAAGAACCAACAGGUACAUAAUGGCAACUAUACCGAUAAAUAUAAUAGAAGACCCGCUUCUAUGCAGACUGCGAGAAACCAAGCAAAAGAGAAACAUAUUUAUCCGCGCCCUUUUCAACAAGCCCCCCGGUUUCAUUAUCCAUGGACAAAACUUGGGAAUUUUAUGAAGGAGUGGCAAGCAUAUCUAAAUUUUGUUCGCAUGACAGUGACAAAUCCUCCCAAGUUACCCCGCCAUCCUUCAUUUCCUUUACAACGAAUAGAAACAUUGGUUUAG
Messenger RNA from Paramuricea clavata, 1524 nucleotides. Lineage: Eukaryota; Metazoa; Cnidaria; Anthozoa; Malacalcyonacea; Plexauridae. The record is from the annotation of a GenBank genome assembly.